UCGAUCUCCAUCUCACACCAGGAGAACGCGCACCGAGGACAAGUGCUUAUACUGUCAACCGUCCUCAUCAACGUAGGUCCAUCUAUUACCAGCGUUCAACAGCAUUAUGGCAGUGAAGUUUUCGUGAUGUAAGUAACGCGCUAAGUGAGACACGCGGAACGAGAGAUCCUGAAUUCUCGAGUCUUGGCCGAGCCCAGUUUUUCGUUGCCAAAAAAUAUUGUCUGUUCAACACUUUGCUCGUGAGCCGAAACGCUUCCAUCUCUCCGCCGCACAGUGGGGCUGAACGAACUUUCGUGUUUCAAAAAAAGCUACAGUCUCGAAAUUUGAACCGAUUUCGAUAAAUUUUUUUUUAAAUGAAAACUAAUUAAAUUUGGAAUAACUUGAUUUAAAUAAUUUGAUUUAAAUUGGCAAGCUCAAUAUCUUUGCGCCAGUUACUCGCAAUGAAGCACACGGUUAUCCUCGUUCUUGCUGUUGCAGCGACAAGAGUUUUUUUAGUUGAGUCAAAACAUGGCUGCAAAAUCAAACGCCGAUCGGAGUUCGGAAACGAGAGAGAAGAUGAUGGAUAUUAUUGUAUUUGCAAUAUGACGUAUUGCGACGAAGCUCCGGAUGUGAGGAGGACAUUCAAUCCCUCUAAAUAUUUCCUAAUAACAUCUAGCAAAAGUGGUUUGUUCUUCAACGUAUCGAGCGGUGUAUACAAAAAGUUUAAAAAAGUUGAUAAAUCAGAACCAUUAGGAAAGAUCACUAUAAAUCAAAAGGAUGUAUAUCAAGAAAUCCAAGGAUUUGGUGGAGCUGUAACUGAUUCAGCGGCUAUGAAAAUUCAAGAACUAACGCACGAGAUGUCCGAGUAUUUGUUGGGAAGCUAUUUUGGUCCACAUGGUAUCAAUUACAAUUUCAUAAGAACGCCAAUGGGUGGCACUGAUUUCUCAACGAGACCUUACACUUAUGCAAUGGUAGAAAACGAUACUUCACUUCAGCACUUUGAUUUACAAAUAGAGGAUUAUCUUUACAAGAUACCGAUUAUAAAGCGAGCUAAAGAAUUAAAGAAGGGAGAAAUUAAGUUGUUGACUGCACCGUGGAGCGCCAGUCUUUGGAUGAAAAAUAAGAAAUCUUGGAUGAUUGAUACUAAAUUACGUCCACAAUAUCGACAACUAUGGGCAAAUUAUUUCGUGAAAUUUUUCGAGGCUUAUCGUCGUAAUGGUUUAGAAUUCUGGGCUACUACGCCUCAGAAUGAGCCAGAAAAUUACAAGUAUAUUUCACAAACUAAUAGUACAUCUAUCAACGCGAUGGCAUGGACAGCCGAGGAAGAACGUGACUGGAUUAUUUAUAACUUGGCGCCAACCUUAAAGAAAAAUAAUUUUGGGGAUAUCAAAAUCUUAACAAUGGAUGAUACCAGACUAUCGAUUCCUGAUUGGCCUAAAACGGUAUUUGAAGAUAGGAGAGCAAGAGAUAUUAUUUCUGGAAUCGCGGUCCAUUUUUAUUUUGAUCAUUUUAUCAGUCCGAGUGUCUUGAAUGAAAUAAAAGAGCUGUUUCCAGAACAGUCAAUAUUAUAUACGGAAGGUUGCGCUGGAGUUUUCGAAGAACAAAAAGUGAUUCUGGGAUCGUGGAAACGUGCUGAGUUGUACGCAGCGAAUAUCAUCGAAACCAUGUCGCACUGGGUGUCCACUUGGAUCGACUGGAACAUUGCUUUAGAUAUGAAUGGUGGACCUAACUGGAUCAAAAAUUUUGUUGAUUCUCCAAUAAUAAUCAACAGCAAUGCCAACGAAUUCUAUAAGCAACCGAUGUUCUACGCAAUUGGACAUUUUUCAAAGUAUGUCCCACCUGGCAGUAUGAGAAUUGGCACAACCUCGAAGAAAACCGCGAAUAUUCGAAAUAUUGCAUUUUCCACGCCUGAUGGCAGUAUCGUAUUGGUGAUCUUAAAUUUGAACGAAGAGAACAAAGAAAUUUUGAUCCACGAUCCAAAGAAAGGAACAACAAAGCUAAAUAUUCUCGCAAAGUCUUUAAUUACCAUGAAAUAUUGGUGAUGUAGUUGAAAUAUAAAUCCGCUGUAUAA
Messenger RNA from Mycetomoellerius zeteki, 2050 nucleotides. Its product is annotated as glucosylceramidase. Gene Ontology annotation, molecular function: glucosylceramidase activity. Bases 441 to 2021 code for a protein of 526 amino acids. The record is from RefSeq and is a predicted model, not a curated record. Gene Ontology annotation, biological process: glucosylceramide catabolic process. The transcript has 12 exons. NCBI's taxonomy places the organism in Eukaryota, Metazoa, Arthropoda, Insecta, Hymenoptera, Formicidae.